Messenger RNA from Dendronephthya gigantea, 1118 nucleotides. Its product is annotated as kelch-like protein 4. The record is from RefSeq and is a predicted model, not a curated record. Gene Ontology annotation, molecular function: protein binding. The transcript has 2 exons. The coding region runs from base 104 to 1012 and encodes 302 amino acids. NCBI's taxonomy places the organism in Eukaryota, Metazoa, Cnidaria, Anthozoa, Malacalcyonacea, Nephtheidae.
UAGCUCAGUGUGUUCCGUCCAUUCGUCGUGUUUAAAUGUGAACUUAGAUUCCUUUGUGAUUGCUGUGAUUGAUAUCAACAAAUACUCUGAUUUAAAAACAAGAAUGGCAGUGGCAAAUAAUGUUGGAAAAAGCAUAAUUGUUGCAGGCGGUUUGGGUAAUGACUCUGUAGAGAUGUUUGAUAUGCGCCAAAGAACAUGGUUAUCAUUACCUGCUAUGCCACAACCACGUGGAGGUGGAACUUCCUUUGUCUACGACAAUUAUCUAUCAAUAGCUGGGGGUUACUGUCGUAAUUUUGGCAAGGUUGAUAAUGUGAUACAAAUGAAUGUUGACCAAAGUCCUGAUAUUGCAACACACUGGAGUAAUUCUCCUAUUAGACUGCCUACUCAGUUAGCAUAUCACAGCAGUGUGCUUUAUAAUGAUAGUCUAAUAGUCACUGGCGGUUAUGAUCAUCAAAAUUCAACAUCCAGUAGUAUCCACCAAGUCCAGCUUGCACCUCCCUAUACUGUGACAGCCUUAUCUAGAAUGCCGGAAGAAAGGCGAUUCCAUUGCAUGGAAAUAUUUGAUGAUAAUCUCUUUAUUGUUGGUGGGUUCACGCCUCGUUUUAAUCGAACUAGCCUCGCCUCUAUCUUACACUACGAUAUAAAAAAGAACGAAUGCAAAAGGUUGUCGGCUGGAUUGCCGUAUAUGGUGAGUGAUAUGGCAUCAGUGAGAUGGGGGGACAAUAUUAUUGUGGUAGGUGGCUUUGACACUUACAGACGCAAUUCUUGCAUGGAUUCAGUAGGCUUGUAUAAUGUCAAGAUAGAACAAAGGAGUAUUCUACCAGCAAUGAAAUAUAAAAGACGUGCGUGUGCCGCUGUUGUUAUUGAAAACUACAUUAUAGUACUGGGAGGGGUGGAUGAGGAAGGACAUUACCUUAAGUCGGUUGAAGCCUUUAACUUGGAACGUAACACGUGGGAAGAACUUCCAGAUAUGUCUAAAGGAAGAAUCAAACACGUCGCUGUUGUCGUGUGAACAAUGUAAAAAAGGCCGAAACAGUUCUGAAAUAUUUCAUAAUUGUAGUUAAUUCCUUUUUACUUUACGCGAUGUAAAGAGUAACAAUAUAUAUUAUGUAACAAGU